GGGAGUCGUCAAAUUUCGUUUGGUAAAAUGGGCUCUACUCUAGCUCGUCUUUCUGUUGGUGAGCAGUACUCCAGAUUUCCAAGGUGGACAAGUAUAGUGUAUGCCAGCCAUAGAAGGCAGCUAGCCUGAGCGCUCUCGCUGGAGAAACUCGCAGAGCCUGCGCUUGAAAUCUGGCAUUUGCGCUCUACAUUAUCACUGACUGAUAGUGCCGGGAACUCUGGUCUACAGGUGCCCACUCACUCUGUCCAUACUACCCAGGAGAAGAGAGCAAAUACAACUGCCGGUGUUCAUAUACUGCCAGCGCUAUGCGUGCACCACUUGACGACCUGACGAAGCCUUCAUGAUUCGGCCUCGGAUAUAGAUUACGCAGUAUUCCCAGAACUCUACAGCUUCUCAGAAGGGUGCACGCAGCAGAUGUACGUAGCAGGGUUUGAAUGAGAGAGAGAGAGAGAGAGAGAGAGAGAGAGAGAGAGAGAGAGAGAGAGAGAGAGAGAGAGAGAGAGAGAGAGAGCGAGAGCAUGUCAUUGAUGCUCCUGCGCACUGCGCGGCAUUCUCGUACGUGCCUGUCCACUAUUAAACCUGACGUGCGUCCACAGUCGGCUAGGUGCUUCUACAAUGGACCUCGCGGCGAUCCGCUGCCCGUGACGGAGAAUACGGUGCUGUUGGGAAUCGAGACCAGUGCGGAUGACAGCGCCGCGGCCGUGAUUGACCGCACGGGACGCGUGCUGGGAGAGAGCCGCCUGUCGCAGUUUCGCGCCCACCGCGAGUUCGGCGGCAUAUGGCCGGAGCGUGCCGGCUGCUAUCAUCGCGAGAAUCUGCCGCCGGUGGUUGCCGAGGCGAUGCGGCAAGCCGGCAAGGAAGUCGGGGACCUGUCGGCCGUCGCCUUCACGCUGGGCCCGGGCCUGUCGCCGUGCCUGGAGGCCGGGUGUGAGUACGCGGCCGAGAUGGCCCGUAGCAGCGGCGUGCCGCUCAUUCCCGUGCAUCACAUGCACGCACACGCGCUCACCGCACGUCUGUCCGCGGACGCGCACGAUCUGGAGUUCCCGUACCUGGUCUGCCUCGUGUCCGGCGGACAUUGUACGUUUGCCGUCGUGGAGGACGUCAGCACACUAAAGGUUCUGGGCAGCAGAGUUCAGAAGCAAAACCCGGGCAGCGUUCUGGACAAGGUCGCCUACCUGCUGCGACUGCACAAGAACCCCGACCUGGAGCACCUAGUACCCGGCGCUGCUAUCGAGAUGGCAGCAAAGCAGGGCAAUCCUCAAAAGUACAAGUUCAGCUGGCCCCAGCCAAGACGCCAUUGCCAAAGCAAAUUCUCUUUUUUUCCUGACAAGGCAAAGAGUAUACUGGUCGACCUGGACAAGGAUGGGGACGAGAGCCUGCCGGUGCAAGGCUAUGCCGACGUCGCCGCCAGCUUACAGAACAGUAUGAUGCUGUACAUAUCGCACCUGGCCGAGCGGGCGAUGCUCUUCACGCUCGGGGAGUACCCCGCCGCGCGGCACAUCGUGAUCAGCGGAGGUGUUGCGUCCAACAGCCUGCUGCGAGAACUCGUCCUGAAGGCCAUCCAGCGGCAUGAGCUCCCGCUCUCGCUGGUGGCACCCGAGCCGCGUCUGUGCACGGACAACGGUGUUAUGAUUGCCUGGGCCGGUAUGGAGUACCUGAAUGCCGGCAUAGCUCCCAUGGCGGUCCCUGAGGUGGGCAACAUCUGGCACAUACCACGCUUGGCUAUCGGUGAGGAUAUCUCCGAGAAGCUGAUUGCUGCUCAGAUCAAGCUGCGCCGCACCCAGUUUCAGCAGUGAUCACGUGUUGUACCUCGUCAUACUUCUAGUGCUGACAGCUGGGCCGAUACUGUCCUGGUAUCUCGGCUGCCCCUGUGCUGUUCACAGCAAGCUGCGUCACACCAGGUUCCAGCACUGAUCGCGUGUUGUAUCUCGAGAUACCACUAGUGCUGCCAGCUGUGGCGAUACUGUUUCAGUGUCACAGCUGCCUCUGACUAGCUGGUAUGACGGCUGCCUCCGCUGGUCGGAAUUAUAGUACAGCUAGCUGUGGCAAUGCUUAGCAGGUGUCACGGCUGACUUUGCUUAUCAGGUGUCACGGCUGCCUCUGCUUAGCUGGUAUCACGGCUGCCUCUGCUUAGCUGGUAUCACGGCUGCCUCUGCUUAGCUGGUGUCACGGCUGCAUCUGCUUAGCUGGUGUCACGGCUGCAUCUGCUUAGCUGGUAUCACGGCUGCCUCUGCUUAGCUGGUGUCACGACUGCCUCUGCUUAGCUGGUGUCACGGCUGCCUCUGCUUAGCUGGUAUAACGGCUGCCUUUGCUUAGCUGGUGUCACGGCUGCCUCUGCUUAGCUGGUAUCACGGCUGCCUCUGCUUAGCUGGUAUCACGGCUGCCUCUGCUUAGCUGGUAUCACGGCUGCCUCUGCUUAGCUGGUGUCACGGCUGCCUCUGCUUAGCUGGUAUCACGGCUGCCUCUGCUUAGCUGGUAUCACGGCUGCCUCUGCUUAGCUGGUGUCACGGCUGCCUCUGCUUAGCUGGUAUCACGGCUGCCUCUGCUUAGCUGGUGUCACGGCUGCAUCUGCUUAGCUGGUAUCACGGCUGCCUCUGAUUAGCUGGUAUCACGGCUGCCUCUGCUUAGCUGGUGUCACGGCUGCCUCUGCUUAGCUGGUGUCACGGCUGCCUCUGCUUAGCUGGUAUCACGGCUGCCUCUGCUUAGCUGGUGUCACAGCUGCCUCUGCUUAGCUGGUGUCACGGCUGCCUCUGCUUAGCUGGUAUCACGGCUGCCUCUGCUUAGCUGGUGUCACGGCUGCCUCUGCUUAGCUGGUAUCACGGCUGCCUCUGCUUAGCUGGUAUCACGGCUGCCUCUGCUUAGCUGGUGUCACGGCUGUCUCUGCUUAGCUGGUAUCACGGCUGCAUCUGCUUAGCUGGUGUCACGGCUGCCUCUGAUUAGCUGGUAUCACGGCUGCCUCUGCUUAGCUGGUGUCACGGCUGCCUCUGCUUAGCUGGUGUCACGGCUGCCUCUGCUUAGCUGGUAUCACGGCUGCCUCUGCUUAGCUAGUGUCACGGCUGCCUCUGCUUAGCUGGUAUCACGGCUGCCUCUGCUUAGCUGGUGUCACGGCUGCCUCUGCUUAGCUGGUAUCACGGCUGAAUUUGCUUAUCAGGUAUCACGGCUGCCUCUGCUGGUCGGAGUGUAGUACAGCCAGCUGUGGUGAUGCUCAGCAGGUAUCACGGCUGUGGCAAUGCCUCUGCUGAUAACUUAUCAUGGCUGCCUCUACUGGUCGGAGUGGGUGUACAACUCGGCUAGUGCUGGUGUUGUUACGAAGUAGCGUGGCACUUACCUCCACCGAUCUGUGAUGUGUGAUCUGUUCCUGGCAUGCGGACAACUGGCGCUGUCAUUUGCUCUCAACUCCUAAGACUGUUCGAGCAGUUAUUGCAAGCUGCAACCUUCUUCAGUUGCGGACAAACGUCUAUUUGCAAGUUCUUGCAUUAGGUCGCAGUCUCUGAAGCUUUGCUGUAAGUUGACUUGACUGACUUCUCCAUCAUAGACGUAACCUUUUGAACACUCACUUUGCUAUUUUUGCAGAUGAUCAAUUUUCCAAUUACGUUAUAGUUGCUUAUUAUUAUCUUACUUGCCCUCUGUGCUCGAACUACGCCUUAGGCAGAACCUAUUAUUAUAUCACCAGGAACUGCUGCUGCAGUUAGGAGCUCUUAAAAGCCAUUGGCCAUCUGUUAUAUAACUACUUUGUAGAGAAGAGUGGUAAAUCAAGAUUUGCAUCAGCACUGAAUCUACCGAAAUAUAAUAAGUGUCCAAGUCGAAAUGUCAAAAUGAGGCUACAUGAGGCACAUAGCUUGCCUUUCACUUCGUUAUCUCUUUGUUAUUCUCUAAGGCCACACGUUUUUAUUUCUAUGUUUCUCGUCACCUGAAAAUCUAAAAACGUAUGCGAGAGGUGGAAA
This is a messenger RNA of Sycon ciliatum, 3944 nucleotides long. Its product is annotated as tRNA N6-adenosine threonylcarbamoyltransferase, mitochondrial-like. Gene Ontology annotation, cellular component: mitochondrion. The transcript has 3 exons. Lineage: Eukaryota; Metazoa; Porifera; Calcarea; Leucosolenida; Sycettidae. The coding region runs from base 435 to 1796 and encodes 453 amino acids. The record is from RefSeq and is a predicted model, not a curated record.